ACAGCUCGGAGCCACCAGGCGCUGACGAGGAGCCCGGCUGAGGGAGGAUGCGCCGCUGACGCCUGCGGGAGCCGCGCGCCUGGGGCGGGAGGAUGCUCCAGAGGGGCCUCUGGCCGUGGCGCACGCGGCUGCUGCCGACCCCUGGCACCUGGCGCCCAGCGCGCCCGUGGCCGCUGCCGCCUCCGCCCCAGGUAAGAGCGGGUGCCGGGCUGUGGGGGUUCGGGGUAGGCUGGUGCAAAGUUUGCGUUGGACAACUUUGGCGGGAGCAAAAGCCGAGCGGCCGAGCAGUCAACUGCGUUUUGCUGGCUGCCGGGCUCCGCGCGCCGGGCGGUCCCGACAGGUGGUGGCCGGGCGGCCGACGUGGGUCACGGAGGCCUGGGCUGAGGUCAAGACUCCGGGCCCGGGGAAGGUGAAGCCAGAGCGCUGCGGCUGGGGGUGCCUCACCCGGGCCGAGAUAGGGUGCGGGGACCACCAGACUUCGGCCUGGGAGCAGCAGAAUAACCUGGGAGGCAGUUUCUGGGCUGCAGCUCUCGGUCAGGAGCAAGUUUCCAAAGCCGCUGCGCCGCGGGGCCGGUUCCCUCUUGGUGAUCAGUGCCCGAGCCCCUAAGGAGCCCGGAAACGAUGAACGGGGCAGUGACCGUCCCGGGUGUGGACGGUCGCAGGAGAGUGAAAUUUCCAUCCUGAAAUCUGCGAGCACCUCCCUUUCCCAGAAGGAAGAAAAACUCGCGUUUUGUUCAGACACCCGAGAGACGGGUGAAUCAUGAGUGUGCUGGUUUUGCGUGUGAAGCUGUGUGGAAAUGUGAAAUACUACCAGUCACACCAUUAUAGUACCGUGGUGCCACCUGAUGAAAUAACAGUUAUUUAUAGACAUGGCCUUCCCUUGGUAACACUUACCUUGCCAUCUAGAAAAGAACGUUGUCAAUUCGUAGUCAAACCAAUGUUGUCAACAGUUGGUUCAUUCCUUCAGGACCUACAAAAUGAAGAUAAGGGUAUCAAAACUGCAGCCAUCUUCACAGCAGAUGGCAACAUGAUUUCAGCUUCUACCUUGAUGGAUAUUUUGCUAAUGAAUGAUUUUAAACUUGUCAUUAAUAAAAUAGCAUAUGAUGUGCAGUGUCCAAAGAGAGAAAAACCAAGUAAUGAGCACACUGCUGAGAUGGAACACAUGAAAUCUUUGGUUCACAGACUAUUUACAAUCUUGCAUUUAGAAGAGUCUCAGAAAAAGAGAGAGCACCAUUUACUGGAGAAAAUUGACCACCUGAAGGAACAGCUGCAGCCCCUUGAACAGGUGAAAGCUGGAAUAGAAGCUCAUUCGGAAGCCAAAACCAGUGGACUCCUGUGGGCUGGAUUGGCACUGCUGUCCAUUCAGGGUGGGGCACUGGCCUGGCUCACGUGGUGGGUGUACUCCUGGGAUAUCAUGGAGCCAGUUACAUACUUCAUCACAUUUGCAAAUUCUAUGGUCUUUUUUGCAUACUUUAUAGUCACUCGACAGGAUUAUACUUACUCAGCUGUUAAGAGUAGGCAAUUUCUUCAGUUCUUCCACAAGAAAUCAAAGCAACAGCACUUUGAUGUGCAGCAAUACAACAAGUUAAAAGAAGACCUUGCUAAGGCUAAAGAAUCCCUGAAACAGGCGCGUCAUUCUCUCUGUUUGCAAAUGCAAGUAGAAGAACUCAAUGAAAAGAAUUAAUCUUACAGUUUUAAAUGUCGUCAGAUUUUCCAUUAUGUAUUGAUUUUGCAACUUAGGAUGUUUUUGAGUCCCAUGGUUCAUUUUGAUUGUUUAAUCUUUGUUAUUAAAUUCUUGUAAAACAGAAGUAUUGUUUGAAGUUCUCAACUGAGAUUUUUACUUUUUGGAUUUUUAUGACUUGCUAAUGUUAGAAAGGGCUUGUAUGCGUCUAUCAAAGCAACGGUGGCUGCUGUUAGCUAAAAAUCCUUGUCAGCUUGUCCCACGUUUAUUCUCUAUGUGGAGGUGAAAGGGUCUGUGCUUGGCAUUCACUUCCAUUCUUAGACUUAAUUUGGAAUCAUCCUUUUAAAAAAAUCAGAGACCAGGUCUUGCCAAAUCAAACUCCUGGGCUCAAGCAACCCUCCUGCCUCAACCUCCCACGGAAUCGUCUUGUCAUUAACUUCUUUUUUUAAUAUGCAGUAGUUGGGAGUAAGAUCUUUUUAUCAUUUAUCAAAAAGGCAUAAAUGUUCCACCAACCAUAAAGUAUAGUUGGUACUUUUUGAACUUCAACUGAAACAGUGUAUAUAAACGAUUGCUUUUGAACCUGCAAAUCACAAGUUUCAGGUAUCGAAGCCAAAACAGUUAACUUUCUUCAGCCUCUGGCAGAUUAUUAACAAAACAGUAUUAUUCAGAUUCUAUAUCAUAUUAAUAAGAAUUGAACCUUGAAAGUAACAUCUGUUAUUCUAUUAAUGUGAUUGUGUGUGAAUGGGUCUGAUGACUGUUGGACUGUUUGUAGGAACUUAACAUGGAAGAUGCUGACAGAAUCAGAUUUUGCAGGUGUUCAACCUAUAGUGGCUAAGAAUUAUGUUUUCUAUUUCAUCCUCAGAAUGCCAUACAACAAUUCUGGAAUGCUGAUUUUUUUUAAAGUAGGAAUUAAAGUCAUACACAAAAUGUGGUAAUUCAUAUGUAGAUGAAAUAUUAAACAUUUAAAUGACCGAGUAAAAAACAUCUAUCAAUUACACAAAUGAACAAGAAUGUGAGUUAGAAAAAUGUAAUAAAAUAUGAAUUUCGAAUAUUUUAUUAAGGGAUGAUUUAAUUCCUGGAUUUCAAAAACCUUUAAAAACAUCAAACAAUAAACUUUUAUAAAAAAGUGA
Messenger RNA from Homo sapiens (human), 2811 nucleotides. RefSeq names its product mitochondrial calcium uniporter dominant negative subunit beta (gene MCUB). Lineage: Eukaryota; Metazoa; Chordata; Mammalia; Primates; Hominidae. The record is from RefSeq and is a predicted model, not a curated record. The transcript is spliced from 8 exons. Gene Ontology annotation, biological process: mitochondrial calcium ion homeostasis. Gene Ontology annotation, cellular component: mitochondrial inner membrane. The coding region runs from base 761 to 1684 and encodes 307 amino acids.